Molecule: messenger RNA, 2811 nt
Organism: Coffea eugenioides
Lineage: Eukaryota; Viridiplantae; Streptophyta; Magnoliopsida; Gentianales; Rubiaceae
Product: DEAD-box ATP-dependent RNA helicase 24
Exons: 5
Coding region: 277-2613 (778 amino acids)
Molecular function (GO): RNA binding; RNA helicase activity; ATP binding
Source: RefSeq, a predicted model, not a curated record
GGAGAUAAAAUAGUAGUAGUGCACCUAUAUGUCCACGGCCGACUUGUAGUAGUGCACUCAGGUGUCCUCCGCCGGGGGAUUAGUACAGUGCCCAAUAGGCGCGCGGGGCAACCUAAAUCAGGAAGGGUUUAGCCUCUUUCUGACUUUUGAGGAUGCGAUUUUGAACCUAGGGUUACAAAUAAUACUCUGGUUCUACUUCUAUCCCAAAAAUUAAGAGGGAAAAAGAAAAAAAGAAGAAGAAGAAGAAGAGAAAGGGAAGGAAUUGAACUUCAGAAAAUGUCGAAAAGAAAGUUCGGUUUCGAAGGUUUCGGCAUCAAUCGCCAAGCAACCUACAACUUCGAACGCUCACAGGCCCCUCAGCGGCUUUACGUCCCGCCAUCCGCUCGCUCCAGUAGCGGCGGCCACGACAAUUAUGAAGAUACUGACUUAGACAAUAUCGAGUACGACGACCGGGACGUCGACCACAACAACAACAACAAUGAUAACGGCACUGGUGUCAAUGACGAAAUCGAUCCUCUGGACGCUUUUAUGGAGGGGAUUCAUGAGGAGAUGAGGGCUCCGCCGCCUCCCAAACCCAAAGAUAGGUUGGACAAGUACAAGGAUGACGAGGAGGAUGACGAUGAUCCAAUGGAGAGUUUUCUGAAAGCUAAAAAAGAUGUAGGGUUGCAAUUAGCUGCUGAUGCUCUUCACGCCGGCUAUAAUUCGGAUGAGGAAGUUUAUGCUGCCGCCAAGGCAGUGGAUGCCGGUCUUAUCGAGUAUGAUUCUGAUGAUAAUCCGAUUCUUCUUGAUAAGAAGAAGAUUGAGCCUAUUCCAGCUUUGGAUCAUAGCUCCAUAGACUACGAACCAUUUAAUAAGGACUUUUAUGAAGAAAAAGCUUCCAUUUCAGGUAUGAGUGAGCAGGAUAUUGCCGAUUACAGGAAGAGUUUAGCUGUUCGUGUUUCUGGUUUUGAUGUUCCUAGGCCUUUAAAGAUGUUUGAAGAUUGUGGAUUUUCGGCUGAGCUCAUGAAAGCUAUUGCAAAACAAGCGUAUGAAAAGCCUACCCCAAUACAAUGCCAAGCUUUGCCUAUUGUGCUUUCCGGGAGGGACAUUAUUGGUAUUGCAAAAACUGGUUCAGGAAAGACUGCUGCUUUUGUUCUUCCCAUGAUUGUCCAUAGUAUGGAUCAACCAGAACUUGCAAAAGAAGAAGGUCCUAUUGGAGUAAUAUGUGCACCAACUAGAGAACUAGCACACCAGAUAUAUGUGGAGGCAAAGAAAUUUGCAAAACCACAUGGCAUCCGUGUAUCUGCAGUUUAUGGUGGGAUGUCCAAGCUUGAUCAGUUCAAGGAACUCAAGGCAGGAUGUGAGAUUGUUGUUGCCACACCAGGGAGACUGAUAGACAUGCUUAAAAUGAAGGCCUUGACAAUGCUGAGAGCAACAUACUUGGUCCUUGAUGAGGCUGAUCGGAUGUUUGACCUGGGAUUUGAGCCACAGAUAAGGUCUAUUGUUGGUCAGAUUAGGCCAGAUCGCCAAACUUUACUCUUUUCAGCAACCAUGCCUCGAAAAGUUGAAAAGCUUGCUAGAGAAAUACUGACUGAUCCUAUUCGAGUCACUGUAGGGGAGGUGGGUAUGGCAAAUGAGGAUAUCACUCAGUUUGUCCAGGUGAUUCCUUCUGAUGCUGAGAAGUUGCCUUGGCUUCUUGAGAAGCUCCCUGGACUCAUUGAUGGGGGUGAUGUUUUAGUUUUUGCAUCCAAAAAGGCCACAGUGGAUGACCUUGAAUCACAGUUGGCUCAGAGAGGGUUUAAAGUUGCAGCUCUGCAUGGUGACAAAGACCAGGCUUCUCGUGUAGAAGUACUGCAAAAGUUUAAAUCUGGAACUUACCAUGUUCUUAUUGCAACUGAUGUUGCUGCUCGCGGUCUUGACAUCAAGUCAAUUAAGUCGGUGGUUAACUUUGAUAUAGCUAAGGACAUGGACAUGCAUGUUCAUAGAAUUGGAAGAACUGGUCGCGCGGGAGACAAAGAUGGUACUGCAUAUACUCUCAUCACACAGAAGGAGGCACGGUUUGCCGGCGAAUUGGUCAACAGUUUGAUUGCUGCUGGUCAGAAUGUAUCUGUGGAGCUAAUGGAUCUUGCUAUGAAGGAUGGGAGGUUCAGAUCCAAACGUGAUGCUCGAAAAGGAGGUGGGAAAAGGACUAAAGGAAGGGGAGGUGGAGGAAGAGGUGUACGUGGUGUGGAUUAUGGUCUGGGUAUUGGAUAUAGUGCAGAAUCAAGUAGUUUAUCAUCCUCCUCUGCUGCAGUUCCAAAUCGAUCUGUGGCAGUCAAUUCAUUGAGAACAGGGAUGAUGUCACAGUUCAAAAACAACUUUGUUGCUGCAUCAUCAAAUUCCCAAAAUGAAGGUGUAAACAGCAGUUCAAGCAUGUAUGCAAACAAGAGGACGGUCUUAUCGGGCUUUGUUUCUGGUGGGACAAUUGGUGGGAAUACUGGCAGUGCUCAGACAACUGGUUCAGCAGGUGCUGCAACAAUACCGAGCGGGAAUAAUGCUGCAGGAAUUGCAAGAGAUGAUGCAAUACGAAAGAACUUAGAAAGUUCCAAGGAAAGACCAAGAGAAAGGCGGAGGCCCUCUGGCUGGGAUCGUUAGUUAAUACACAGUUUGUUGGCUACUUGAUUUUGAAGGUCUUGGUUAGUCAAUCUUGUUUGUAUGCGUAUUCAUUGUAAGUUAUUUGUGCUUAUCCCUGGUAUUUUGUUUAUUACAUUGUAUUUAUCCAUCCCGAACCCUUUUAACACUGUAACUCUUUAGUCUUUAAGACCAGGUAAAUCCUCUCUCAUUUCUCUCUCU